Molecule: messenger RNA, 764 nt
Organism: Phragmites australis (common reed)
Lineage: Eukaryota; Viridiplantae; Streptophyta; Magnoliopsida; Poales; Poaceae
Exons: 2
Coding region: 246-764 (172 amino acids)
Source: RefSeq, a predicted model, not a curated record
UUCGCUUGCCAAGACAGUUUCCUCUCGACUGUGUCUUCCUCCAAUCUCCUCCCUUACGUGAUAGUCAAGCGUCGCGGAGUAGCUCUUCCGGAGCUCCUCUGCUGCGCCGUUUCGACCGUGGGGCUCGCCGGGGAAGCGACGGGGACUCUGAUCCGCGCGGUUUCUUGUCCCAGACAAGUUGGCGCAAGCGAUCGUCGAUUUUCCGAGUGUAAUCGCCAGCCCUUCAGAGCAUUCGGCCGGAGGCAAUGACGUCGCCGGAACGCCCGUACCGGUUCCCCGCGCUGCCGGAUGACGAGCAGGCCACGCGCACGCGGUGCACCACCCAAUCGUGCGGGACGUGGGGCGCGUCGGCGGUGGCGAACUGCGUGGCGCUCUGCUGCUGCCCCUGCGCCGUGGUGAGCUGCCUCACCCUGGCGCUCGUCAAGGCGCCCUACGUGGCAGGCCGGCGGUGCGUGGUCAGGCUCGCCAGGAGGCGGCAGCUGUGCGCACUCCGCAACGCGAGGCGCGUCAGGGACCUGGACGAGAAGCAACAGGACCAGCUCGGCGACGCAGCGCCGCGGCGAAGCAAGGAGUGCGCCGAGCUGGCCGGUGCGGUCAUCGUCGGCGCCGAAGGCAGGGCGAAGGUGAGCUCGAGGGAGGACGCGGCGGAUAAGGUGUGGGUGGAGAUGUACAAGGUCGGCCUCUGGGGUUUCGGCCGGCUGUCCUUCUCGGCGACCGGGGGAGGAGGCGACUGCGAGAAGGACGGCGACGAUGCUGCUGAGUGA